GAGUGAGCAGUCGAUUUCCUCGGUCGCGUUUACUCGGUUGUUUACGGCAGAGAACUUCUGCGCUCCGCUCGCUGUCAUGCAGGUGGAAUUCAGCCCAGCAGCCGUGUGAUUCAGCGCAUCAGGGCAGGCGUUCAGUGUGAAGACAGCUCCUCUCCGAACACGACUUCAUCUCCGAGCAUCGCACACACAGUUCAACCUCAUCGAAGUCAUGGCAUCGUCGAGGAGUUUGGACGGCACGCAGGUCGGAUACGAUCGAACGACGAUCUAGAGAGAGGCUCGCAUCAUGCUCAGGUGGUCUGCCUUUCCCACCGAAGGAGAUCACACAGGCUGCGUUUGGGAAAGAGAACAGUCCUGCGAAUGUUCAGAAUAUUAAUCAGAUAUUUUGUAUGAUCAUGGAGGAGAGCAAUACCUGUGAAUCGGUGCCAGAUUUAAAGGACCUGGAGUUGAAAGUGGGGAGAAAGACCCCAGAGGGGCUCCUGAAGUGGAUGAGAGAAGAGCACAAAAUGAUCUCUCAUCAUCAGGCAGACAAUAAUGAGACUGAGAAGAAGGGCCUGGAUGAGAAGAUCCGAAAACUUAAAAUGGAGAUGGCUUAUCUACGAGCAGCAGACGUCAAGAUCUUGAACCAGUUGCUAGCACUUCACGAGGGCAUCGAGGCAGUGAAAUGGCUUCUGGAAGAGCGUGGUGCACUCACCAGCCGCUGCAGCAGCCUAACCAGCAGCCAGUACAGCUUAGGGGAGGGUCCCGACACCUCCUGGAGGGGCAGCUGGAGCAGUCUGCAGGACCCCCAUGACAAGCUGGACAACAUUUCAAUUGGCAGCUACCUGGACACAUUAGCUGAUGACUUGGAUGAGUACUGCCCCUCUAGUGGGACCGAUUCAAUACUCUGUGCCACUCCUAUGGGGACAGAUGGCUCCAGAGGUACUGGAGGAGGAGUGGGAAGUUCCACAGGAUCUGGAACCCGAUCGCCACAAGUCAAGUCCGAUGCCCCAAAAGAAGAAGCUCAGGUUUGGAAUAAAGCACCAUCUGAUACAUCGAGACCAUACCAGCCUAGCAAGACGAAUGGAAUCCUGGACAAAGCAGUGAAGCAAAUGGUCAGACCAGAUUCGCCCAGGGCCUGUCUCGCCGAGAAGCUGGGAAAGAAUCUGAGCCCUAAAAUGAAACCCUACAAGAAUGGCAAAGUUGAGUUGGAGAGCUGCAAAAUGAACGGCAAAGUGCAACUAGAGUAUGACGCACAUUGGCGUUGGGUGCAGUCGCAGGAUGAUGUGACUUUUUUGUGAUAAUAUGCAUGAUCAAGCCAAAGGUGUUGAUGGGAGAUUGCUCUGCUUCUCUAUUCAACACUGAGCUUUUUGUUUGUAGACUUUGAUCUUUGAUUAAUUUGAGGCCAGCGUCUUAGAUCUUUUGAAAUGACAGAGGUUACGAAGUAAGCAAUGGAAAAGAAUAAGGAAUGGAAAGAAGCUUAGUCCUACGGAGUUAAAAAAAAAUCCUGAAUUAAUGACAUUAUAUAAUCUUUGUCAGGUUGUGUAGAUGUUUAUGGAUGCAUGUUUCAAAUGUGCAUUUCAUAUGAGAUCAUAAGCUUUUAUGUAAUGGCAUUUAUUGAUUCAACACAACUAUUUAUUAAGUCUUUAUUGAAUAUGUCAGUAUAUUAAUUUCAUUUAAAUGAUGCGGUUUCAAUCCUAUGCGCUUAUGUUACAACAUUUCUCAUAAAAAUGUAUUACCACCAUUCAAAGGCUGCAUUUAUUUGAGCAAAAUACAUUAAAACGGUAAUAUUGUGAAAUAUUACAAUUUAAAGUCACAGUUUUCUAUUUCAAUAUAUUUUAAAAUGUAUUUAUUUAUGUGAUAGCAAAGCUAAAGUUUAAUAUUAUUUUUGUUUUAAAACUAAGACAUUUUCUUAGGAUUCUUUAAAGAAUAUAAAGUCAUAAAAAAUUAAUAUAGGAAAGAAAAAUCAUUUAUUUUACGUUGAAAUGAUUUGUAAUCUCUACUCUUACUUUUGAUCAAUGAAAUGCCUCCUUGCUGAACAAAUUAAUUUCUUUCGAAAGAGUGCACAAAUGCUCGCAUUUCCUUUUUUAUCCAUUUAUUUUAAAGUGGACCAAAGUUUGUUUAGCUAAAACAAUCUAAAAGUUUAAAAACACAGCAACUUAUUUUGUUACAAAAUCGAAUCGUUUUUUUUAUGCUGUGUCUGACCAUUUUGUUUGACCUUUCAGCUGAUUACAAUAUGGACAAAAUAAAGUGCAGCAUUUGCUCUUAAACUGUAAGGAACGUUUAAAUCAUGCUCCAUUUUACUACCAAAGUCUUAAAUCACCUAAGAGUGUGUUCCUCCGAGUUAACAUCUAAAGGUCAAAGAAUAAAUCCAUUCUGAAUACCAAGCAUGUUCCCAUCUGUUGCAAAGUGACCCUGAGUCCAGAAUCAGCAACACCCUUGAAUUGCCUUUGACAAUUAAUUAUACAAUCAGAAUGCCAUUUUUACACACAUAUAUAAAUGUUCAUUUGAAAACUGUCUGUAGUUUACUCUUUGUCUGUCAGAAUGCUUAUGUAAUCAGUCAGUAAAAUGCUGUAUUGUCAAUCUAAUCAGGUAAACUGUGGGUUAGCUUUAAAUAGGAUCCUGUUUUGAAGUACCACUUAUUACUGGUUCUAUUGAAUGACCGAAUUAAAUGAGCUUGAAAAACAGGAACAAGAAUUAAGGAUGUCAUAUAGCUUAUUCCACUGCACAGGUCCAAUGGAGUAACAUUGCUCAUACAAACGCAUGGAGACCAGUGAUUGUGCUGUGAUCUUUGCAUUUGUGAUGUCUUCUCUUGUUAUUUAAAAAUCUAGCACCUAAAGUGCACUUUUAAUUUAAAGUUGUUCAGAUGACUAACUUGUACCAAUUAAUCAAGUUCUGUAUGUGGUGUAACUUGGUCACAGUGUUAGCACUGGAUAUAAUCUUGCAUUGCCUAUGUUUUGUAUGCCAAAAGAACUGCAUUGAUGUGUUUUUUUUUGGUCUAAUGGAUGAACUGAAAGUACUAUCAGUAUUCAACGAUUUAGCAUAUAGUGUGUUAUGUAAUAAAACACUGUACUGUA
Messenger RNA from Puntigrus tetrazona (Sumatra barb), 3053 nucleotides. RefSeq names its product leucine rich adaptor protein 1 (gene lurap1). The transcript has 3 exons. NCBI's taxonomy places the organism in Eukaryota, Metazoa, Chordata, Actinopteri, Cypriniformes, Cyprinidae. Gene Ontology annotation, biological process: positive regulation of cytokine production; positive regulation of canonical NF-kappaB signal transduction. Bases 387 to 1277 code for a protein of 296 amino acids. The record is from RefSeq and is a predicted model, not a curated record.